Rotaria sp. Silwood2 is the source of this 312-nucleotide messenger RNA. The record is from the annotation of a GenBank genome assembly. NCBI's taxonomy places the organism in Eukaryota, Metazoa, Rotifera, Eurotatoria, Philodinida, Philodinidae.
AUGGACGGAAUUCAAUAUAAUCAAUAUGGCAUUAAUACCAGCGACCAAAAUCAAGGACAUCAAUAUACAUUAUCUGCUGAAGGUCCAGUUGAUGCUGUGAGUUUAGAUUUCAUUGGUCAUCAACAAAACUUGACUCCUUCUCAAUCGACUGCAUCGAUUCCAAAAGUGGCAUUCAACGCACCAAUAACUCAAUCAUUAGGUGGUGUACAAGCAACUUCUUCAUUUCAUUCUAUUUCAAGUUUGGAUUCAUCAGCUGAAAUGUCGAAGUAUUUUCCUGAAGCUACAACACCUAAUUUAGUACCACUCAGGUAG